GUCGUUCAUCAAAUUAAACCAUGCUCCAGUCUCGUCCAUCUUUACAUUUGUUGUCGGUCACGAAGCAGCUAAUGGAUAGAUGCAAGCGACAACCACAUGACACUUAUUACCAGUUCAGCCGUCAAUUACGGAUUGAUUUUCCUUUUCAGGAAUAUCUAAUUAUCUUCUCUAACUAUACUAUCGCAGCUGUCUCUAUCAAUUGACGGGGUAAUUCAAUCAUAUCGGAUCCAUAAAUACAGUGCAUUACUUGGAAGACCGGUAAAAUAAUAUAGAAAAACUUGGAUUAUCAUAUCAUCAGAGAUUUUAAAGUGCGGUAACCCAAUGUGUGAAAUUUUCGGAAUUUUCUAUGCCUGCCGCGAGUGCGUGAGUGACAGGCGUAUUGGGACGGUACGUGAGUAAGACAAGGACAUACAUAUCGAUCGAAGAAAUUGUUACCUCAAAAUAUUAUAUACACAACCUCAAAGAUGUUUCACACCGACGGACGAUGAUGCUGGAGACGUUCGUUCUUGCUGGUAUAUGGCUUUGCCAUAAGAUCAAAGUGGCUUUGUCAUUUUUGAUAGGAUCUUCAGGAAAAUGGUUUCCCGUUGGAAAACUCUCACAAAGGUGGGAUUCAUUGGUCGAUCAAAGCGUGAACAUCAGGAACAAGAAAGGAUCCCGAGCGAUGAAUUAUUCGAGAAGGACCGGUUGGCUGGUGCAACUGCAGAGUGCAGGGAGACGUGACCUAGAAAUGUCCUCUGAGAUGAGAAUAAAGAGAGAGGAGAAUACCGAUGAUGUUAAGUGAGAAAUGUAGAUAAGAGAAGAGACGCGAAGUGGACAGGAGACAAGGAGGCGAGAAGAGAAGAGAUCUUUACUCGUCGUCGAGGAUGAGGACUGUCUCUUCAUUGGUAAUGGUAAUGGUCGUUCUGGAAAUGGGAGCACGUUGGGAAAGUAGGAAGGGGAGGCUAUAGCCGGACCGACAGCAGUCGAGUGCCUCAGUCGUUCGUGGACCUCGAAGGACGAUAGAGGUCGAAGAGGGCAUUUCCUUCUCCUCCUCUUUCACUGACCACCACCAUCGCUCCGUAAAGAGCCGUAAAAGUCAGCUCGAACCACGUUGCUCUUGGCUUCCCGAUUUGUCUUCCUCUUCCUGCUCCACCUCCUACCCUUGUACUGUUCAUUGCAUUCGGUUGCCGCACAGUUCUUCGUGCACCUCGCCGUCCUCUUUUACUUCCUCGUCCUGGUCUCAUCCUCGGAGAUUUUUCGUUCGGUCGCGACUAGCAAGCUCAAGGAUGCAACGUCAGAUCGUCCUUGGGAUUUUCCUGCUCUGCUGCUUUCAAGAGUACGUGGGUGGCGCGUGUCCUCGGAUAUGUCCACCGGGCGGAGAAGCUGUUUGCGGUAGCGAUGGCGUUAUUUAUGCGUCGCAGUGCGAAAUGCGGAAAAAAAUGUGCGGAAAAGGCGUCACGGUGGCUACGGAGAAGACUGCCUGUCUGAGGUCAUCUGGCAGCAAGUGCGAGCAUCGUUGUCCAGGUGAUCAGGACCCCGUUUGUGGUACUGACGGACGUACUUACCUGAACAAGUGCAUGCUGAGAGUAGAGAUAUGCCGAGUUGGCAUAGAAUUGUCUCAUCUUGGUCCAUGCAACAAUAUUUCGGCACAUCGAGAGAACUGUCCUGUCUCUUGCGAAUUUGCACCACUGGACGGUCCCGUUUGCGGAAGCGAUGGGAACGUCUACAAAUCCACGUGUCAGAUGAAAUUGUUGACCUGCGGACAAGGCGUCGUACGUACCAACAAGAAGCAUUGUCAGACUACAAGACACUGUCGCGAGUCCUGUUGGAGGGGUGCCAAACCAGCUUGUGGCAGUGAUGGCAUCUUGUAUUCAAAUACUUGUAAAAUGCGAGCGAAGAAUUGCGGCAAGCACGUGUUCGAAGUGCCAAUGUCAUUCUGUGUGUCUCGCGAGAGAACAGCAGGAGGUGCAGCGACUGCUUGUCCGCUGGGUUGCCAGAACGUACCGGAAGUGCCGGUCUGUGGAUCGGACGGUAGCAUCUACAGAAACGACUGUGAGAUGCAGAUGUUAAAUUGUGGCCAAUCACGCAGGAAGGUAGCAUCCGUAGAUUUUGAAAAGUGUCGUCCACGUCUCACCAAGUGUUUAAAGCAACAAAUCCGUUGUGGAAACGAAGUGGAUCCAGUAUGUGGAAGCGAUGCCAACACGUAUCCCAAUCAGUGCCAUCUUAACAUCGCCAUUUGCCUGAAAGGAAUCCAGAUGGCUCACGUUGGCGAGUGCACGACCUUGAAGGAGACAGAGCACUGCCCCGAAGACUGUGCUGAGGUUCUAGAGGAACCCGUCUGCGGAAGUGAUGGGAACGUUUACAGGUCUCUGUGUCAGCUAAGAAAGGAAACCUGCGGUCAAAGAGUGGUACCGGUACCGGCACAGCAUUGUCGCACUACAGCACUGUGCAACCAGGUCUGCAGUGGCGAGAGACAAUUUGUCUGCGGCUCCGACAACAAAUUGUACAGGAACGAAUGCGAGAUGAAGAGAGACAAUUGCGGAAAACACGUUUACGUGGUACCGAUGAAGAGGUGCGUCCAGGGUUUUCAAUUUCGUGGCUGUCAGAAGAUAUGCCCGCCAUAUUACGAUCCAGUUUGCGGAACCGACGACAUGACGUACAGCAACGAGUGCUUCCUGGAGAUUGAAAAUUGUCGCAGUCGAAGUCUCGUUACGAAAAAGUAUCAUGGAGUAUGUGGCCAGCCGACGGAGGAACCUAAGAAUUAUCUGUACUGAACGAAACGUUAGCUCAAUAGUCUUGGAACACGAGGACAGUGGUACCAUCUGCAAGAAAUUCUUUUUUAAAUACAGACUCACCACCCUCGUAUAACGACGGGAUCAGGAGCGAUGCCAUUUCUUUUUAUUUUUAAAGGAAAUUCCUCCUACAGGACAUUCAAAGCCUGACGACUGAAGAAACAAAAAGGAAAACAGUGCUUCGCUAAAAUUUUAUUAUCAUUACCGAUCUUCGUGCAUCCUACGAACCUGCUGAUUGGAAGGAUCUGAUUUGAUUAGGCUGUAAUAUUGGAAUCGGUCAAUCAGCGUUGAUUUUAAAAAAUGCCUCUGGGACAUCCAACGCUGUGACGUUAUGUGAUUUAAUUAAUAUUGCGUAACGUCGAUAUUCUUCGUAGGCAUCUUUUCUUUUCCUAAUAUGAAUUUUAUCGAUAAUUUAUUCUCCGCCUAUUUCUUCAUAAUUAUAUCGAAACGUCGUGUCAAUGCUCGCAGCGCACAUUAUCAAAUCAUUAAUCGAAUGAUCGAAGAGGAGAAUCGCGUUAUGUAUUAUUAAGAUUGUCCAUCCCUCCCACCCCCCCCUCCCAACUACCCCUCUCGCUACUCAAUAGCAUCCUUUAUCUAUAUACCUUAAGGUCCUGUCGCUGUUCACGCAACGCACAACUGUUAUUUAUUCUAGUUAAGCCGUAGAAUCGAUCUUCAUUGCCCAGUAAGAAAAAAUAAUGUAGACGCAUCUUUUUUUAUUCGCCUUUCCGCAUCUUCUACGUAAUUUUGCUAGGAAGUAUCUUUAUCAUUGCGCAAUUACGAUCACUAUUAUUAUUGAUAAUAUAAAUAUUAUUGAUUACUAGCUCUUAGAAUUAUUGCUACACAGGACGUAUUGCCGUUAUAAGGAAAUAUUCCAUAUUCUGUCCUUUUGAUAUGUGAUGUGUGUUCAUAUUAUUAUUAUUAUUAUUAUUAUUAUUA
Messenger RNA from Cephus cinctus (wheat stem sawfly), 3707 nucleotides. Its product is annotated as agrin. Gene Ontology annotation, biological process: cell differentiation; multicellular organism development. The record is from RefSeq and is a predicted model, not a curated record. Bases 1266 to 2753 code for a protein of 495 amino acids. The transcript has 11 exons. NCBI's taxonomy places the organism in Eukaryota, Metazoa, Arthropoda, Insecta, Hymenoptera, Cephidae. Gene Ontology annotation, molecular function: protein binding.